AUGGUUCCCCAUCCCUGGCACUGCCUGACCUAUUCCUUGCUUAUCUUGCCGCCUCUGUUGCUCACGACAUACCUUUUCGCCGCAUUUCCCAGCCCUCCAAGCUCAGUAUACCUCUAUCCGUCACUUUCCAGUCUACCACACGAAUGCCGGUCCUGGAAAAUCUACUCGGAAGACUACUAUUCAGGAGGAGCAUAUGUUGACUUUCCGUAUGGUAGAGUUCGAUACUGGCUAUUAGGUCCCGAGACUGGACGAAAGAUUGUCCUCAUACAUGGUCUCUCCGUUCCCUCACUCAUCUGGAAAGACAUAGCGCCACAGUUGGCCGCCCGCGGAUAUCGCGUUUUGAUGUAUGAUCUUUAUGGCCGUGGAUACACCGAUGCACCCCAAACCACAUACAAUACACAGUUGUAUACCACCCAGCUUGCACUCCUAAUGCAACACGUCAAAUGGGAUAAAGCAAUAGUGGUUGGUGUCUCAAUGGGAGGCGGCAUUGCCGGCGCAUUUACAGCUCAUUUCCCUCACCUUGUCGACGGAAAAGUGAUUCUCAUUGCAUCAACCGGGACUAUUGAGUCCAGUGACCUUCCCAGAACGCUCAAGUUCAUGUCCUCCCCAAUGAUCCAGAGUGUUACUUCAAGUAAACCGGUACGAAAAUAUCUUCAGAACUUGAUCCUGACAGAUUCUCCGUCACCUGCUGAGUCCGACCCACUGCAAGAGAUCGUUCGGAUACAAUCUGCACAUCUGCCGGGAUACAAUGCCGCUAUUUCUUCAUCUCUGCGGGACGGUCCCAUUCGGGGGUUAACGCAUGCUUUCAAGUCAGAUGCCUUCAGCGGCCGGGAUGUCCUCCUGAUACAUGGCACACGCGACCGAACUGUCCCAUACAAAUAUGCUUCCGAAAUACAAGCCCUCCUUCCUCCGGGUGCAAAGUCAAAGCUGAUCACAGUUUCAGACGGGGGCCACGACUUGACGAUAAGUCAUCCGGACCUAGUGCUAGCUGAGAUGGACAAAUUUUUGCUUUGA
Desarmillaria tabescens is the source of this 1014-nucleotide messenger RNA. Its product is annotated as Alpha/Beta hydrolase protein. Bases 1 to 1014 code for a protein of 337 amino acids. The record is from RefSeq and is a predicted model, not a curated record. Lineage: Eukaryota; Fungi; Basidiomycota; Agaricomycetes; Agaricales; Physalacriaceae. The transcript is spliced from 9 exons.